GGGCCCAGGGACAGCGAUGAAGGGUCUGAGCCACCUGCUCCGCGCCGAGGGGGAUGCCGUGCGGGGAGCCAUGGCAGCCAGCCAUGAGGGCUUAUUGCCAGAUGAGAGAGAAUUUCAGUAUGCUGCUAAAAUGAACAAUUUGGAAACCAUGGAAAAGCUGUUUAAAAAGAAUGUUAAUUUAAAUGCUGUAGAUACUCUGAACCGCACUGCGUUCCAUUUUGCUGUUGCGGGAGGUCAUGUGUCAGUGGUGGAUUUUCUUCUUCAUCACAAGGCUAGGCUUGACAUUUCAGAUCAGCAUGGCCUGACAGUGAUUCACCUCGCAGCUUGGACUGGAAAUCUGGAUAUAAUGCGAAAAUUAGUUAAAGCAGGUGCUGACCAAAAGGCUAAGAAUGAGGAAGGAAUGAAUGUACUGCACUUUGCAGCUCAGAACAACAGCAUUAAAAUAGUUGACUAUUUUCUCCAAGAGCUUCUUCUGAAUGACUUAAACAAGCCUGAUGGGAAAGGUAAAAAGCCAUUUCUUUUGGCUUCUGAGAAAGGCCAUGUUGACAUGAUAAACAAUUUGAUUUCUCUGAAGCUGUUCACAUCUGAAAAAGAUAAGGAGGGAAACACAGCAUUACAUUUAGCAGCCAAAAAUGGUCACAGUGAAGUUGUAAAAAUUCUGCUUGAACAGUGGGAGGAAAUAAAUGACCUCAAUCAGAAUGGAGAAACUGCAUUUUACUUGUCUGUUAAAGGAGGUCAUGAAAAAUGUGCUGAACUAUUGCUGGAUGCAGGGAGCGACAUCAAUGUUUUAACUCAGAACAAUAGCAGUGCUUUGCAGGUUGCAAUUCAGAAUGGACAUCUAUCCUUGGUUACUUUUCUUAUUGAUAAGAAUAUUGACCUGGUUCCUAAACCUGAGCAGAAGAAUUCCCCUCUCCAUUUAGCAGUCAUCGGUAAUAAUCUACCAGUAGUAAAAAGCCUUUUGGAUGCCAAUCAUGAUAUAAACUCCCUAAACAAUAGGCAGGAAACCCCUCUGCAUUUGGCAGCUGAUCUUGGUAAUGUGGAGUUGGUGGAAGUGCUGCUUAAGGCAGGCUGUGAUCUCAAGACCAUGGAUAAGCAUGGAAAAACUGCACUAGCUGUGGCAUCAAGGAGCAAUCAUGCCCUCAUUGUAGAUAUGAUCAUUAAAGCAGAAAGGUAUUACACCAUGACACAGACACAUCCAGCUCACAAUGAUGAUGGCUCAGACUUCAGUGUGUCCUUCAAACAAGAUCAUAGUACACAGACCAAGCAAAUCCGUUCCUCCCUUUGGAAUCUAGCAUACAACCAGUUAAAACCCCGUGAAUGGAAAAAAUUGGCCAUAUUCUGGAAGUUCACAGAUGAACAAAUUAAAGCCAUUGAAGAACAGUGGACAGGGAAAAAAAGUUACAAGGAACAUGGAAACAGAAUGUUGCUCAUCUGGUUACACGGCACGCUGCUGGCUCAUCAGAAUCCUGUCAAACAUCUAUAUGAAGAUCUGGUGGCAGCAGGAUUUCAGCCUUUAGCUGAGAAGAUCAGAGCUUCAAUUAGCGCUGGCAUGGACUCCAGAAAAUGUGCAGUUUCAUGAGUUCAUCAGUAAAACAUGGCAUAUAUGGUGGAAUUACAUGUCAGAUGGAAAAUGACUUUCAAAUAAUCUUUUCUGGAAACAAAAACCUUUUUUUUUGAAGUUGUACAACUUUUUCUAAGCUAGAAGAACUUGCAGUCUUGAAAUGUAGGUAACUUCUUUCUCAAAUGCUUGCUAUACAACAAUUUAAGGAACUUAAGAGUGAAUGGCUGACUGGUAAUUUAUGACUAUACUGCUAAGCAAGAGCCACCCCUUGCAAUUUCUACACCUCACUUAACAUUGAUGCACUAAUUCCAUAUUGGAACUGCAAUUUAAGCUAUUUUAUGUUCGAAGUGAAAUGUAAAUAAGAUGUUUUCUACUGAAAAAUUAAAUUUAAUAAGUAAAGAUAAAUUAAUAAGUAAAAAAUUAAAUAAAAUAAGUAAAAAAUUUGUAUAAAUAAAUUAACACUUCCAGAAAUAGGCUGGCACGUGGCCUCGUUUGAGAUUCAGCUUGACAAGUCAUUCUUCUUCAGCAUUUGAAUUAUAUAGUGAAAUACACAAAAAUAUCAUGUCUAAACCCAAGUAUGCUGGCUACAGAAUUUUCUA
Myiozetetes cayanensis is the source of this 2160-nucleotide messenger RNA. It is a transcript of the gene ANKDD1B, whose product is annotated as ankyrin repeat and death domain containing 1B. Gene Ontology annotation, molecular function: protein binding. The transcript is spliced from 15 exons. The record is from RefSeq and is a predicted model, not a curated record. The coding region runs from base 17 to 1579 and encodes 520 amino acids. Lineage: Eukaryota; Metazoa; Chordata; Aves; Passeriformes; Tyrannidae. Gene Ontology annotation, biological process: signal transduction.